CAUUAGACAUGACAUUUCGGUAGAUUCAGAGAUACAUGGCCGAUGUUUCAGUGGACAGACAGGAGACAGGAAAGUACUGGUGUGAUUUGUUUAAUUCUAAACUCACGUUGACCGUUAGGACUAGCCGUGUGAAUACGCAUUGUGUUUUGCUGGUUUCAUCAUUAUCUCAACACUAACGCUGACAGGCUUGUUACAUGUUUUUGAAGCCUCUCCCAUCACUGUCGUAGAUCCGGCACUGGAAUACUUCUAUGUGUCCUAAAGUUUUCAACAAAGGAUGUGAUGCAAACGACUUCAGAAGGAGAUACAAGUAGCCCUGCUACUGUACACUAAGUCCGUUCAGUUCUAGGAACUGAGACUGAUCCAAACUCAAGACUGCAUUCUGUGUUUCAGUUUUACAAAAGGGCUUUGCUUUCAAAAACAUUGACGCGAUUGAGUAUCAAGGCGACGCUAUGGAUGGGCUACCUCGACUGGAAGUUGUGGGCGAUCUCGUCACGCGGCGCUACGAUCUCCCCAAUAGAGCUCCGACACCGACAGUUGAGAUCUCUGGCAACGAUGUUUAUGCUUUCGAGUUUUCAGAGGAGAAGCCCAAGUGGGUUCACGCCAUGGAAGAAAACCAGAACAAUAUUGGGUUUACGUUCCUGAAGAGUCCGUUGUCUGACCAGUGGUUGUACCCUCCUCUGAACUACCGAUACUCGGACUCUGCAACCGGUUCCAGCCAAAGGUCUGAAUCAGACAAAGAAACGUUUAGAAGGAAGAGACGAAAGGUCACCUGCAUAGCCAUCGUCCUUGUUGUGGUGCUACUGGCCUUAAUCGCAGGACUGGUCGCUUUGAUCUUCAUUACAACCUUAUCUGGCUCUGGACCAUUCAACUCCGCUUUGGUCCAGUCAUCGGGGAGCAAUGGAACUAAUCAGGACAGUACAGUAACCACUUUACCUGCAACAACCACAACACCACCAACAAUCACAACAUCAACAACAAUUCCAACAUCAGCAACAACACCAACUACUAUAUCUACGACAGAAACCACUACCCCUACAACAACCACAACACCACCAACAAUCACAACAUCAACGGCAACCACAACACCAAUAACAACCACAACACCAACCAGUACAUAUACGACAUCAGCCACUACACCUACAACAACCACAGCACCAACAACAACCACGACACCAACGACAAUAACCACUACUUUUACGACAACAACAACUACUCCAACGACAACAACGACUUCACCUACAACAACCACUACACCUACAACCACCACCACUACACCUACGACAACAACCACUACUUCUGCAACACCUACCACUAUACCUACAACCACCACCACUACACCAACGACAACAACCACUACUCCAACGACAACAACCACUACACCUACAACAACCACUACUUCUACAACAACAACCACUAUACCUACAACAACCACUACUCCAACGACCACUACACCUACAACAACCACUAUACCUACAACAACCACUACAUCUACAACAACCACUACACUUACAACAACCACUACACCAACGACGACAACCACUACUCCAAUGACAACAACCACUACACCUUCAACAACCACUACUUCUACAACAACAACCACUACACCUACAACAACCACUACACCUACAACAACCACUACACCUACAAUAACCACCAUACCUGCAACCACCACCACUACACCUACAACAACCACUACUUCUACAACAACAACCACUACACCUACAACAACCACUACACCUACAACAACCACUACACCUACAAUAACCACCAUACCUGCAACCACCACCACUACACCUACAACAACCACUACUUCUACAACAACAACCACUACACCUACAACAACCACUACACCUACAACAACCACUACACCUACAAUAACCACCAUACCUGCAACCACCACCACUACACCUACAACAACCAUCACACCUACAACAACAACCACUACACCUACAACAACCACCACUACACCUACAACAACCACCACUACACCUACAACAACCACUACUACACCUACAACAACCACCACACCUACAACAACCACCACACCUACAACAACAACAACCACUACACCUACAACAACCACUACACCUACAACAACCACUACAACUACAACAACCACUACACCUACAACAACCACCACACCUACAACAACCACUACACCUACAACAACCACUACACCUACAACAACCACUACACCUACAACAACCACUACACCUACAACAACCACUACACCUACAACAACCACUACACCUACAACAACUACCACACCUACAACAACCACUACACCUACAACAACCACUACACCUACAACAACCACUACACCUACAACAACCACUACAUCUACAACAACAACCACCACACCUACAACAACCACUACACCUACAACAACCACUACACCUACAACAACCACUACACCUACAACAACCACUACAUCUACAACAACAACUACCACACCUACAACAACCACUACACCUACAACAACUACCACACCUACAACAACCACUACACCUACAACAACCACUACACCUACAACAACCACCACACCUACUACAACCACUACACCUACAACAACUACCACACCUACAACAACCACUACACCUACAACAACCACUACACCUACAACAACCACUACACCUACAACAACCACUACACCUACAACAACCACUACACCUACAACAACCACUACACCUACAACAACCACUACACCUACAACAACCACUACACCUACAACAACAACCACACCUACAACAACCACUACACCUACAACAACUACCACACCUACAACAACCACUACACCUACAACAACCACUACAUCUACAACAACAACCACCACACCUACAACAACCACCACUACACCAACAACGACAACCACUACACCUACAACAACCACUACACCUACAACAACCACUACACCUACAACAACAACCACUACACCUACAACAACCACUACUAUACCAACUACGACCACAACUACUCCUGUUUCUACAACCGUGGCAUCAACAACUACAACCACGACAAUGAUCACCACACAAACGACCACUACAGGUCCAACUACUCCUCCUCCGUCUAUGACUAUGACCAUCUCGACAUUUCCGGCUAACGGCACCGCACAGAUCUCGUGUACUCUCAUUGCAGGAUCCUUCCUACUUUUAGCCUUUUUCCGGACGGAUCCCACAACGUCCCCGGGAUUUUCUCCUGUGGCAGCCUUUCCUUCGAACAGCCCCCCAACAUUGCAACUUGAUCCAACGUUCUACAAGGUUAACAGAACGACGUCAGGUUUUACUAGCGUCUUUACCUUGACCUUCAACAAGGUGCGCUGCAUUGAUGAAUCCACCUACAGAUGCAGGGCGGCUAUUGCCAAUGGGGUUACAAUUACAGCAGACGGCACUUCGAAAAUUUUCCUGCCUCCAGAGUAUCAAAACGUUCGAGCCACUGUUCCCAAUCCCAUUGUGGUGGGUCAGUCUGUGUUCCUGGUGUGUUCCAGUAUCGAGUUCCUGGCCAGCAAUGCCACAGCUCAGUGGCAGCUUCAGAGACCCUCUGACCCCAACUUCAUCAACUUCACCAACAUCAAGUUCCCGGAGGAGCAGCUGAGAGUGGAAAACAUUACCGGGACACCGGACGACAUUGGGACUUGUGUCUUCCGCAGUAAUAAUGUGGUCAAUAGGUCAUUUGGACUUUCAUCAAAUGGUGACAUUCUCAGAUGUCAGUCACAAUCAACAGGCGCCGUCUCAAGCCCCGCCCCUAUUGUUGUUAAAUGAGCUUUGACUUUUGUUGUUGCUCUAUGGUUCUGACCAUUUAGUCUUAUUUAUGCUAUGAACUGUUUAUUAGGUUGUUUAUUUUUAUACUUUGAUAACAAAAUGUGAAAUUUCUCAUUUUAUUCUGCACCAAAGAAAUGUUCCGGGGUCACAGUUCCUCGUGGUGUGGUGAUUAAGUACUGUAUGUUCCAGUGAUAUUAUAAACUUAAAUCUGAGCUUUGCGUGGGGGCCAAAUCUGCAUAACGAUUGUACUGAUAGCCAGUUAUAAGAAAAAAAUUCUUUGGUUAAAGACCGCUGUGUAUGUUUAAUUUCCAUCCCACAACUGGAGGGCCCUCAAAUUUAAAAAAAAGUACCUAAAUUCAUCCUUUGUGAUAGAACGAAACUUUGUAACAAAUCAAACUCAAAGAUGGCUGUUAAAUCCAAUCCUUACUUUAAAAUCAGGCCACACACAUGUCAUGGGUAAGUUGGGUCUAAUGCUUCUUCUCUCAACCUUUUGUUAGCUCUGCGUUCUUUCAUUCUGGCCUCUCUCAUUUCUUUAUGUCUUGAGACUCCGACACUCACGGCUCCACACCAUGAGGAGGAACAGAGAGCUAGUGUUUCCCAGCUUUUAAGGGUGUCUUUGAAACGCUUGUGUUGAUCCAAUAGAGAAGUUGUUUGCGAAGGCGAUUUUCUGACAUACGGACUAUAUAAACCGGCCAUGGAAAGUGGGAAAUUUUUGCUGUGGCGAAGAUACUGUUCAUAUGUGACAAGUGUAGGAUCUCAAUGUCCGAUAUGCGGUCAAACCAGUUCACCUGAUGAAUUUUUCUUAGAUAUUGUAGAUAGAUGGAGCUUAGCUUUUAUUGUGGUUGGAAUAUAAGAUCCGGACUCUGAAGCAUAUAAGAGUGACGGGAGGACUACAGCACUGCUGAGUCCUCUCCGUUUCAAUACUUGGUCUUGAAGUCUGCAAAAAGCAGCACAGGAACUUACAAAAUGGAAGUCUGCCUCGUCAUCUGGGAUGGCAUUAGGUGCUUCACAUAUAGACACACUUGUCAACAUUUUCUAGUUUUUGGUCAUCUAUGUCAAUAUCUGGUUCCGGAGGUUAUUUGGAGGAGGUUGGUGCAAAACUUUUUUUUUUUUACAUUGAUGCUGGGGCCAAAAUUUUUGCAAGCGUUAGCGAGGAGGGACAGCCAAGCUCUAUUGAAGGUCCUCUUCAUUUGAGGCAUGUAUGGCACAGUCCUCUGCAAAUAGCAGGUCUCUGAUACAGUCAUGUUUUACUUUGGUCUUCGCUUUAAGUCGUUGAACAUUGAAUAGACUUGUGUCACUUCGAUAUCGCAUGUCAACUCUAACGCUUUCUUCGCGAAAGGCAUCUUUCAGCAUGGCGGUGAACAGUGAGCUGAAUAGUGUUGGAGCCAGCACAUAGCCCUGCUUCACUCCAUUUGAGACAGGAAAAGGCUUAGAGUAGUCUCCCUUGUCUUAGACUCUUGCUUGCAUGUCAUCAUGGAAUUGGCGCACCUUUGUUAUAAAUUGAUCAGGACACCGAAUUUGGACAUGAUUUGUCAGAGGCCUUCACGACUGACAUUAUCAAAAGCUUUAGUCAAAUCUAUGAAUGCAGUAUAGAGAUGUGAAUUUAGCUCGCUACAUUUCUCCAGGAGUUGGCGGACUCAAAAAUCAUGCCUCUACCCUGUAGAGGUAAUACAUAUUGAAUGAGUAUACUUAGAAUUAAAACUAUUUAUAGCUAAGACAUCACUAGUGACUUGUUAUUUGUUUUGUUUUUUCAACGAGCUACCCCAGGGGAGAUGUUUCGCCACUGCAGAUCUCUUUUAGAGUCACACUUGCACAGAUUAAAAUGGAUUGGGGUUACCGGUAAAAGCAGUGUGAUAGAAGAAUCCAAUGGUUGGCUUCUAAUCUGUUGCCAGUUUUAAAGAGCUGAUUUGAACAUCUUCGAUAUAUGCUCGGUAUUGUGCAUUAAUAAAUGAGAAGUUGUUAAAAUACUGUAUAUGUACAGCUGCUUGCGUUUUGUUUGAGUUUAUUAAAAACUAAGUUUCUGUUAUUCUUUGUUUUUUUUUCAUGUUUAGUUCCCCCCCCCCCUCAUUUAGUUUGCAUUUUAAUGUUAGUUUUAAUAUCCUAAUUUCUACAAUGGAUUCUUAAAGACAUAAAAUAUUACUUUAUUAAAUUCUACAUUUUUUUAAUUAUCUUUCUUUGGACGUAACGCUUUAUUCUAUUUUGUUUAAUUCUCUUUCUUAUUUUGUGAAUGCACAUUGCUCCUCCAUGUGUACCUAUCAGGUGCAAUGGUUGCGUCUUAUUAUGAACGUGGCUGUAAGGGGCAUAAUCGUAUUAUUUUUCAUUUGCGUACAUUUCUAGGAUGGGCUCCCUUGGAGAAUUUAUGCAGUUAUUGUCUUGUGACUCAUAAAAUAAAAUAAUUUGUUUUUCUCUCACUUCCCAUUCCAGGAUCAAAUUGAAACUUUUACAUAAUUAUUCAUAGUUGCUGACAAUACAUGAAUCAAUAAAAAAUAACAAAUUAUUUAAUAAAUUAAAGGUAAUUAAUUAAUGUUGUAUAGUAUAGGAAAAAGGAUUUAAAUCAAGCUUUCAUUGCAGUGAUUUUGAGGUUUUUCUCCAUUUUUGUUCACAAGAUGACCUUGAAAUCAGUGGGCUGUACAUUACAUUGUUCACGCUAUGACCUUGAGCUCAUUACGCUGUACCUCACUUGUUUCUGCGCGAUAACUUAAACUCCUGUGUGGCGUGUGUAUCUCUUUUGUCCAAGUAAUGACCUUGAACUCAUUGUAUUGUACAUCAUUUGUGUUCACAAGAUGACCUUGAACCCAUUGCACUAUGCAUCACUUUUGUUCAGGCUAUUACCUCGAACUCAUUGCGUUGUGUAUCCCGUUUGUUCAGGCUAUUACCUUGAACUCAUUGCGUUGUGUAUCCCUUUUGUUCAGGCUAUUACCUUGAACUCAUUGCGUUGUGUAUCCCUUUUUGUUCAGGCUAUUACCUUGAACUCAUUGCGUUGAAAUAAUUUCGUUACUAUAUAAUAUGUAAUCCAAUGAAUUCACUAAAGGAAUAUAAUGUUACUUGAUUUCCCACUGUUCUCUUCUUAACUCUUGGAAUUAUAGAUUUAAAUAUAGACAGUAGUGUCAUUGAAAGCCCCAAUCCUACACGCUAUUAAAAAAAAACGGCAUUACACAAUACACUUAACUGUGGCAUCAGUUCAAAGAAGCUUCUCAUGCGUCAAACUAAUCAAGAAUAUCUUGUAGUCAAUAAUUCACGAAGAUAGAUUGAAUCAUUGAACAAUUUGGCAAUUUUCGCUAUUGAGCGUGAUCUAUGAAGGAAACAGAAUUUCGAUGAUAUAUUGUAUGAUUUUACUACACAUAAGGCUCGUAGAGUUAAUUUGAUCGUGAUUUUGUACUAAGAAAAAAUUAAUAAAAUGUAAAGACGAAUUUAUUUUCUAAUAAAAAAAAUCUUAAUUUUCAUUUAUUAUCCUAAUCCCUACCCAGAUUGGCCGUUUCGCAUAAGGCCCCGCAAUUGUUAAGGCCGGCCCUGAAAGUUGGCAAGUGGUCAAGUCACUAAAGUACUUGCACAGUUUGUCCAUACUAAUUGAUUACUAAAUAAAAUAGAGGAAAACAACUUGUACACAAUGGAUUAGCAAAGAGACAGCUGGGAUACAAUGACUUAAGUCACAGGACACACAUCCAAAGGGGAAAAAAAAGUUAUUCCCAACAACAGAUGCUGAAAAGAAAACUCAUAUUUUAAAUAGACCUCCAACACAAAACUGACCAAUACCAAAGCAGGACGGACUCUCUGACUAGGGUCCAGUCCGAGUUGGUAGCUAGCCCACAGUUAGCUCCCCAUCACGGUGAAACGUGAACUAAGAACAAACUGACUGGUCAUUAACUCUUUCUCUCCGUAAUUAUUUACCACAUUCUGGUGGAAUCGACGCUGGUAUCGUCAGUUAGGAGAGAAAGAGUUAAUAUACACACACUUACAGGCUGACAAGUACCGACUUUUUAUUUAGCUUCUGUUGGUAAACUAAGACACAUAGGACUAUACAUAGGUCUUUACAUAGGUCCAAACAUUGAUCUAUACAUAGGAAAAUACAUAGAUCUAUAUACAUAUAUAUGGGUCUAUAUUAAGGAUUAUAGAUAGAUCCAGAUCCCCAUCCUAGCUACGCCACUAGUAUACACAUUGUUUUAGUGAUUUAUUGUAGCUUGUAGAGUAUUUAUUUUUUUAUUUUUUGUUUACUAGUACUAAGAGUUUAAAUAGUAGCCAACAGUCUAGACGUGUUUUUUUUUUUUUUUUUCUUUUUUUUUCGUAUUAUAAAGAUUUGUUUCCCUGACAUUAUUGAAUGACCUAAGCCACAGAAUGUCUUUUUAAACCCAUUUCUUGAUAAUGUGUAGUGUUAGUAAUGUAAUAUAUGUAUGUCUAAAACACAUAUGUGUUUAUAACACAUUAAAACACAUUUUUGAUUC
Biomphalaria glabrata is the source of this 8197-nucleotide messenger RNA. RefSeq names its product mucin-2-like. The transcript has 8 exons. Bases 450 to 3758 code for a protein of 1102 amino acids. The record is from RefSeq and is a predicted model, not a curated record. NCBI's taxonomy places the organism in Eukaryota, Metazoa, Mollusca, Gastropoda, Planorbidae.